GGAGCAUCGUGGACCCGGAUUCAUGACACUUACGCUCUUCACCACACGAACCAGUGAAGGAGGAGCAGCAGUUGUUCACUUUAUUGUGACAUCUGACGCAGGUUUCAGGAAGUCUUGAGUCUUCAACACAGUCUGUGUCUUGAACUGUCUGUCAUCAUUCAGUCAGUAUGGAGCUCAGUCAACUUCCUCUUGUGUUCUUGCUGAUUUCAAACAUCUACUCUCAACAUACUGAAGAAACACCAAAACCCACAGUGACCAUCAAACCUGCUCAACAUGUAUUCAGAGGAGAGACAGUCACUCUCAGAUGUGACAUAUAUGCUGAAGGAGUCACUAGCUGGCAGUACAGCUGGUAUAAAGACAGUUCAGGCUAUGCUUUCAGUGAACUACAGGAACACACAUUCAGUUCUGUAACUGAGUCUGACGCAGGUAAAUACUCCUGUUAUGGAGCAGAGAGAGAAGUAUCACGAACAUCACGAACAUCACGCCGCAGUGAUGUAGUUACACUGACAGUAUCAGCUUCAGAUCCCAGAGCAGUUUUAAGUGUUUCUCCACAGACGUGGUUGACUGAAGGAGAUCCAGUGACUCUGAUCUGUGAGGUUAACGGCUCCUCUACAGGCUGGACAUUCAGCUGGUUCACUGAUACUGGUUCAUCAGACUACAGCAGUUGUUAUGAGCUGCUCUCAGACAGCAGCAGAGGAGCUGGAGGAAACUACACUGUCAGUUCUGCUGCUCUAAAUCACACAGGAGUUUAUGUGUGCAGAGCAGAGAGAGGAGAACCAGCCUAUAAAACACAGUACAGCAACACACAGUUAAUAUGUGUCACUGGUGUUUCUCCUCCAGUCUCUCUGAUCGUCAGACCCAGCAGAACUCAACACUUCACAUCUGACUCUCUCUCUCUGAGCUGUGAGGACCAGAGUAACUCUACUGGAUGGACAGUGAGAAGAUACACAGACAGCCGGCGGCUGGAAGAUUGUUCAUCAUUACGUCGAGGAUCACAAACAGGAUCUACAUGUACAAUCAGAGACACCAUCACACAUGACACUGGAGUGUACUGGUGUGAGUCUGAAUCUGGAGAGAACUAUCAUCCUGUUAAUAUCACUGUACACCUUGGUGUGAUUCUGGAGAGUCCUGUUCAUCCUGUGACUGAAGGAGAAACUCUGACUCUACGCUGUUUAGAUCGACACACAACUCCACCAAACCUCAGAGCUGAUUUCUAUAAAGAUGGGUCACUCAUCCAGAAUCAAACUACAGAGAUGAUCAUCUCUAAUGUCUCAAAGGCACACGAGGGUUUCUACUCCUGCAAACACCGAGAGAGAGGAGAGUCACCCAAGAGCUGGAUCUCAGUCACAGCUUCCUUCAGAGGAUUAGGAUCUGGUGGUCUCGAUCCAGUGAUAGCUGGAGUGACUGCUGGACUGAUCGGCAUAUUUUUGAUCAUUGUCUUCUUGGUCCUGCUGUGGCGCAACAGAAACAACAAAGGUGGAGGAUCUCAGUCUCUCUCUCGUGUCAGUCAACAUCAGAACAGCAGUCAGACAUCAGAGCAGAACCAGAGUGAAGCGGGGAAUAAAACACUCAUGUCUGACAUUGUAAGUGGACUUACUGAAGUCACCUAUGCUGAGAUUGAACUCAAAUCUACAGAGAAACAGAAGAAAAACAAAGAAAACAAAGGGAAAAUCAGUGAAAGUUCUGACACGGUUUACUCUAAACUGAACCUGGAGACUCAUCAAGCUGCUGGAUCUAGUGAUGUGACGUAUGCUCAGAUUAAAUAAAUGGCUGGAGGAGAAGCUUUCAAUCCCAGGACGCUGAUGAGUUUAGGCUGAGAAGUGCUGGAGAAUGACCAGAUCAUCAAUUCUUUAUCAUCUUUGUAAUGCUGAACACUUGAUAGCAAUAGAUUUAGCAGUAUUUAAUGUCUGUGAUUUAUCUUUUUAGCUUCGUUCUGUAUUGUUAAAGGUAUGACAUAUUACAUGGGAGAGAAAGAUUGCUGACUGUAAAGGCUUUUUUUUUUUUUUUUACUGUUGUGAAAGUUUCGGUUCCUCUUUCGUUCUUCUUGAUCUUAAAUGUAUUUGUAGCAGGGAUUUUAUGGAAACAUCAGUGAAUUUUAAAAUUGUGAUUUCCAUGUCUGGAAAAAUCAUGGAAAUGUUCUAGGUUGGAAAAAGUCAUGUCAUAAAUGUAUAUAGUGAAUGUUGAAAUAUCUAGCUAUUUUCAGCUCUAAAAUAUUUCAUUUUACCUCUAUGUGAGUCUAAUCUUUAGAUUUGAAAACUGCUUAAAACUGGUCAAAGGUUUUUGACUGCUGUUGUAGCUUGCUUGUUCUUAGAAAUUGGGAUAAUUGUUCACAAUUAUAAUUAUAAACCAUAGUUUUGCUGUAAUAUUUAUACCUUUUGUUUAUAUCUUUAUUACAAUAAAAUAAAAUCUAAUU
Onychostoma macrolepis is the source of this 2413-nucleotide messenger RNA. Its product is annotated as immunoglobulin superfamily member 1-like. Gene Ontology annotation, molecular function: transmembrane signaling receptor activity. The transcript has 14 exons. The record is from RefSeq and is a predicted model, not a curated record. The coding region runs from base 168 to 1766 and encodes 532 amino acids. Gene Ontology annotation, biological process: cell surface receptor signaling pathway. NCBI's taxonomy places the organism in Eukaryota, Metazoa, Chordata, Actinopteri, Cypriniformes, Cyprinidae.